CACUGAGCCAAGUGCCCCAUCCGUUCAUCUAUUUUCUUGUGGUGCUGGGGACUGAAACCUGGGACUUCACACACACUAGGAAGAUGCCCCUCUGUUGAACUCCAUCCCCAAGCCGUGCCUUUAAAUCAUAAUUCAAACAGCACUGAAAUCUGUGAAGCGAAAGAGCUAAUCUUCAUUGCAGUUCUGUCUUUGGAUUUUCCACCACUUGUGGCACUGCACUGCGGAGCCUCCGAUGUUCGGCAGCCCUGGUGUGGGCUGGAACCUGGCUGCGGGAGCAGAGGGUCCUGGCGGCAGGGUCCGCACAGAUCAUGAGUCUCCCAGGCCUCUUCCUGACGGACUCAGGGGAUCUACAGUGUGCGCUGCACUGCUCGAGCAGCUUCCGGUUUCUUUGCAAGUGACUGCCGAGAAAAUCCGCGAUGCCCGAAAACCCCGCCACAGACGAGCUGCAGGUGCUGCGGCGGCUCCAGCGGCUCCAGGCCAAGCUGCAGGACAAGGGGGACACGUCGCAGCAUGACACGCUGUCCACCCUCUGCGACACACUGCAGAGCCCGCUCUUCACGCAGAUCCUCACGCUGCAGCGGUCCCUGCGGCAGCUCAAGAGCCAGCUCGGCCACAGCCCCCCGGUGAGCACUGCCGACUUUGACUUCUCCCGGAAGGGCCUGCUCGUGUUCACCGACCGUACCGCUGCCCCUGGCCCUGCGCCCCGGCCCACCGAUGCCCACACAGCCACCUCCGGUCCCAGCGCUUGGACCCCGCAGUCCCAGUCUGGGGGCGAAGACUUCCACACCACCGUGGAGCGGCUGGCUCAGGGCCGGCAGAUCGAGUACAUAGUCAUCGAGCGGCCGCCCGCCGGGGGCCUGGGCUUCAGCGUGGUGGCCCUGAGGAGCCAGCAGCCCAGAGAGGUGGACGUCUUCGUGAAGGAGGUGCAUCCAGGCAGCGUGGCGGACAGGGGCCAGCGGCUCAAGGAGAACGACCAGAUCCUGGCCAUCAACCACACGGCCCUGGACCAGCGUGUGUCCCACCUGCAGGCCAUCGCACUGCUGCAGCACAGCCCAGGACCAUUGAACCUGGUGGUGGCCCGGGAGCCCGGCCCCGAGAGCUGCGGGCCCCCUGCUGACCCCACGCCCGUCGCAGCCUGCUGGGGCCGCAUGGAGGAGGUGGAGCUCAUCAAUGACGGCUCUGGACUGGGGUUCGGGAUCGUCGGGGGGAAGUCGAGCGGCGUGGUGGUGAGGACAAUCGUGCCCGGGGGGCUGGCAGACCGGGAUGGACGGCUGCAGACCGGGGACCACAUCCUGACGAUUGGUGACACCAACGUGCAAGGCAUGACCAGCGAGCAGGUGGCCCAGGUGCUGAGGACCUGUGGGAGCGCGGUCCGGAUGCGGGUGGCCCGAGAGCCGGCCGGCAGGGUCUCACUUUCACCACCACGCCCGGCUUCUGUCCCCACGUGUGCAGAGCCCGCUGUUGCCUUUCAGGUCGGUCCUUUAUCUGAAGCCUACGACGUAGAGCUUGUGAAGAAAGAUGGACAGAGCCUUGGCAUCAGAAUCGUGGGUUAUGUCGGAACGUCUCGUGCAGGAGGGCCCGCGGGCAUCUAUGUGAAGAGCAUCGUGCCGGGCAGCGCCGCGCAGCACAGCGGCCAGAUCCGCGUGGACGACCAGAUCGUGGCUGUGGACGGCGUGGACAUCCAGGGCCUCGCCAGCCAGGAUGUCAUGCGGGUGCUGCGGAGUGCCGGCCGGGUGGUGCGCCUCACGCUGUGUGCGAUGACAGCUGUGGACGGCGUGGACAUCCAGGGCCUCGCCAGCCAGGAUGUCAUGCGGGUGCUGCGGAGUGCCGGCCGGGUGGUGCGCCUCACGCCUCACGAGCGCCGCUCGGCCCUUCCGCGGCACCCUUUGUUCUGGGCCCUGCUGCCUCGGUCCGACACGGGGCCGCCCCACACGCCAGCCCUCUUCCUAAGUGGAGCAGUGGAGACAGAGACAAACUUGGACGGCGAAGAAGAAGAAACUGGGGACAUGGUGGCCGACUGCCAGCCGGCCAGGACGGGAGCCCCAGGGAGGCCGGAACAAGCCCUGGACUCUGCAGAAAACGAGCUGAAGUCCAGAUGGGAGAGCCUGCUGGGCCCUGACUUUGAAGUCAUGGUUGCUACUCUGGACCCUCAGAUUGCAGAUGACGCUGAGCUGCAGAAGUACUCGAAGCUCCUGCCGAUCCACACGCUGAGGCUGGGCAUGGAAGUGGACUCUUUCGACGGGCACCACUACAUCUCUUCAAUCGCUCCCGGGGGCCCCGUGGACACCCUGAACCUCCUGCAGCCGGAAGAUGAGCUUCUUGAGGUGAACGGCGUGCAGCUCUUCGGGAAGUCCCGGCGGGAGGCGGUCUCCUUCCUGAAGGAGGCGCCGCCCCCGUUCACCCUGGUGUGCUGUCGGCGCCUGUUUGAUGACGAGGUCUCAGUGGACACCUCCGUUCCCGGAGCGCAGGUGGACCCAGAUGUCACCGCCAGCGCUGAGGAGGAGGAUGAUGGAGAACUGGCCUUCUGGUCCCCAGAGGUCAAGAUCGUUGAGCUGGUGAAAGAUAAAGGCUUGGGAUUCAGCGUUCUGGAUUACCAGGACCCCCUGGACCCCACAAGGUCCGUGAUCGUGAUCCGCUCCCUGGUAUCGGACGGCGUCGCGGAGCAGAGCGGGGCGCUAUUACCCGGGGACCGCCUGGUCUCCGUCAAUGAGUACAGCCUGGACGGUGCCACCCUCGCCGACGCUGUGGAGGUGCUGAAGGCCGUGCCCCCGGGCACCGUGCGCCUGGGCAUCUGUAAGCCGCUGGUGGAAGAUGAGAAAGAAGAAAUGUGUUGCGAUCUGCAGUCGAGCAAUGGUGUGGACGAGGCUGGACUCUCGGGAGCAGCUGGAGAUUCCGCGCUGCCGCCCGUGCUCGAAGCGCCCAAGGGAUUUCAAGAUGAACCGUAUUUUAAAGAAGAACUUGUGGACGAACUGUUUCUAGAUUUAGGGCAGACGUUCCGGUCCCAGCAAAAAGAGAUUGACACCAGCCCCGAGGCCUGGGAGAUGCAGGAGUUUCUGAGCCCCGUGCUGCAGGAUGCCGGCGAGGAGCAGGAGAUGCUGGUAGACGAGGAAUACGGGGAGUACGAGCUGUACCCCAACUGCCUUCAGGCCCUGAGGCUGUGCCCUGCCUCGCCUGCCCAGGAGGCCCUGCCGGUGCUGGUCGGCCAGGAGCUGCGCUUGGGUGCGCACCAGUUGCCUGACGACUGCUCCCAUGGUGAUGAGUCCCCGGAGGUGAGGCCGCUGCGGAGCCUGUGCUCCCCCGAGAUGCAGCCAUACAUGAUGGAAGAGCGUUUUGCCAUCGAUCCCCUCCCCACCACGCCCUGCGCCGAGGCUGGCAGCCCGCACGGCGGAUUCGACAGCCUGGAGCGUCUGGGCUCAUCCGCAGCGAGCAGUCUGGAUUUAGGCAUGAUGCUUGCAGAGGAUGCCUCAGGCCCCGGCAUGCUCGUGGACCUCCCCACCAGGGCUCGGAGGAGAGAGCGAGACCCGCCUCUGUACCAGCUCCCCAGGCCCCGCGGGGCCGUGAAGCACCCUGGAGCAUCGUCCACUAGACCCGCCACGGACACAUGGGAGUUGCCUGAGAGAGAAGAAGGCGAAGGAGAAGAAACGCCGAACUUCAGCCACUGGGGCCCCCCGAGAAUCGUGGAGAUUUUCAGAGAGUCCAGCGUGUCCCUGGGCAUCAGCAUUGUUGGUGGACAGACCGUGAUCAAGCGCUUGAGGAAUGGGGAAGAGCUUAAGGGCAUAUUUAUCAAGCAGGUCCUUAAAGACAGCCCAGCAGGAAGGACCACCGCACUCAAAACUGGAGAUAAAAUCCUCGAGGUUUCCGGUGUGGACCUGCAGAACGCCACCCACCAAGAGGCUGUGGAGGCCAUCAAGAGCGCAGGAAACCCUGUGGUGUUUGUUGUCCAGAGCCUCUCAUCCACGCCGAGAGUCAUUCCAAAUCCACAGAACAAGGGCAGCAGAGUGGCCAACAGCCCGGACCCCGGCACCAAAGAGAAGGAGAAGAGGCAGGGAGAGGCCCCGCCCGUGGGGAAGCUGCCGCCCUGGUCUGGAACCCUGGUUGAGACGAGCGAAGAGGAGGAGCCCGAGCCCCCCGAGGCCCAAGAAAAAAUCAGGCAGAGGUAUGCGGACCUGCCCGGUGAGCUGCACAUCAUUGAGCUGGAGAAAGACAGGCAGGGGCUGGGCCUCAGCCUGGCGGGCAGCAAGGACCGGUCCCUCCUGAGCAUCUUCGUGGUGGGGAUCCAUCCAGGAGGCCCCGCGGCUGCUGACGGGAGGAUGCGCGUGGGAGACGAGCUGCUGGAGAUAAACAAUCAGAUCCUGUACGGAAGAAGCCACCAGAAUGCGUCUGCCAUCAUCAAGACAGCCCCACCCAGGGUGAAGCUGGUUUUCAUCAGAAACGAAGACGCCAUCCAGCAGAUGGCCGUGCCCCCGCUGCCGUCCAGCUCGCCGUGCUCCGUCCAGGACACGCAUGGUGCCCAGCCUCUCAGUGGUGAAGACGAUGGUGGUCUGGGAGCCGGCGAAGAAGCCCUGCCCGAGGGCCAGCGCUCCACACAGGACGCCAGUGAGAUGCGAGAGCAAAGCCACUGGACCAGCGCCUCACUGGGCUCUCAGGAGGUCCCGUCGUGCCCCACGGCAGAGGCUGCCGUCGCAAGCUACGGUGGCCCUCAGGUGCCUCUGUCCGUGGACCCUGCCAUGUGCCCCAUCAUCCCGGGCCAGGAAAUGCUCAUAGAGAUCUCCAAGGGCCACUCCGGGCUGGGGAUCAGCAUCGUGGGAGGAAGAGACACGCCGCUGGAUGCUAUCAUUGUGCAUGAGGUCUACGGGGAAGGAGCGGCAGCCCGAGACGGGAGGCUCUGGGCCGGAGACCAGAUCUUAGAGGUGAACGGCAUGGACCUGCGCAGCUGCAAUCACGAGGAAGCUGUCGCGGCCCUGCGGCAGACCCCGCAGCAGGUGCGGCUGGCCGUGUUCCGGGACGAGGGCGGCCUGGAGGUCCUGCCGGUGGACCUGCACAAGAAGGCUGGCCGCGGGCUGGGCCUCAGCAUUGUCGGGAAGCGUUCAGGCCGCGGAGUGUUCGUCUCCGACAUCGUGAAGGGUGGGGCUGCGGACCUGGAUGGGCGGCUGACGCAGGGUGACCAGAUCCUGGCGGUGAAUGGCGAGGACGUUCGCGGUGCCUCCCAGGAGGCGGUGGCCGCCCUCCUCAAGUGCACGCAGGGCCUGGUGCAGCUGGAGGUCGGGCGGUUCCGCGCCGGCGCCUGGAGCUCCCGGAGGACGUCGCGGCACAGCCAGGGGGACCCUCGCGGCACACCUGGCAGCUGUGCACCCACCUUGGCCCCGGUCCUCACCAGCCUGCAGAGCCUGGUCGGAGCGUGGAGAGCAGGCCCUUCACAACAGAGCCCAGGCGCAGACUCGGAGCCCAGGACGGUGGAGAUCCUCAGAGGGCCUGGCGACCCGCUGGGGAUCAGCAUUGCCGGGGGCAGAGGCAGCCCCCUGGGCGACGUCCCGGUCUUCAUCGCCAUGGUCCAGGCCAGCGGGGCGGCGGCACGGACACAGAGGCUGAAAGUUGGAGACCGCAUCGUCAGCAUCAACGGGCAGCCUCUGGAUGGGCUGGCGCACGCCGACGCCGUGGCGCUGCUGAAGAACGCCGUGGGCCGCAUCGUCCUGCAGGUCAUGGCCGACACCAACAUCGGUGCCAUAGCGACCCAGCUGGAGAGCAUGUCCACAGGCCAAUUCCCCGGCUCGCCAGGCGACGACCAUCCCUCAGAGGAUGCAGCGGCGCCACUGCGCUCCACAGCCGCUUGAUCAGAUCCUCGCGGUGGACUCCCAAGCAGCACCCGCGGGCCGCCAUCACCCUGGCCGAGCCGAGCCCAGUCCGCCCGCACGAUGGACC
Messenger RNA from Fukomys damarensis (Damara mole-rat), 5919 nucleotides. RefSeq names its product PATJ crumbs cell polarity complex component (gene Patj). The record is from RefSeq and is a predicted model, not a curated record. NCBI's taxonomy places the organism in Eukaryota, Metazoa, Chordata, Mammalia, Rodentia, Bathyergidae. The transcript is spliced from 46 exons. Bases 417 to 5831 code for a protein of 1804 amino acids. Gene Ontology annotation, molecular function: protein binding.